GCUGGGACUGCUGUUGCUAUGAUGCAAUGGCGACUGCGCCGUGGGAAGCGAGCGAGGAGUUGAAUGAGUUCUCUCCACAGUUGAAGUGAGGCAGCCGCGGACAGUCGGGACGCCGUCAGUGUCCAGGGAUAGACACGGAGACACUUACAGGGGGGUCCUAACCACAUGGAAACACACAGCCAGGUGUGUCUGCUAGCCUCACAGCUAGCCGUGUCAUGACGGCUGGAGAGAUUUCUCACACAUCUGUACGACGCUGCAGCGACACCAGAGAAACACCAACACCCUGUUUGCUCUCCUUAUCCGACACCAAGUAAGGAGGGCUUGUUUUUAUUUCAUUCCUCGUCGCGUUGUCCCACCACACCUGCGACUCAGUGGACCUAUUUUGUGCUUCGUUCUGGACCACCAUGGCUGAGAGAACCUCAAGCGGGUUGUUAACGAUGAUGUUGGAGCCCACGCCGGCUGUCGCUAUGACCCUGCCGGCGGAGGUCCGGGAGAAGCUGGCGGAGCUGGAGCUGGAGCUCUCAGAGGGGGACAUCACUCAGAAGGGCUAUGAGAAGAAAAGAGGCAAGCUGUUGGCACCGUACAUCCCACAGAUACAAGGUGUAGAUCCUUCUCUGCAAAUUGACAACAGGAUUCAGUCCUCCUCACAAGCAGUUCUCCCAGGUUCCAAACACAACAAGUCUCGGGCCGCCAACACCCGGGAUGAACGCUUCAGAUCUGAUUUGCACACAGAAGCCGUCCAAGCAGCUCUGGCAAAGUACAAAGAGAGGAAGAUGCCAAUGCCCUCCAAGAGACGAUCUGUGUUAGUUCAGUCUUCUGUUGAGGCAUGCACCCCGCCAGACACCUCCUCAGCGUCAGAAGACGAGGGCUCGCUGCGCCGGCAGGGACGUCUGGCCACCUCCACGCCCUACCAGGGCCAUGGCCACCCGGCCGUUGAGCACUGGUUUAACCGUGUCAUCCAGGGUUCGUCCACCUCAUCCUCCGCGUCAUCCACCUCAUCCCACCCGGGAGGGAGAUCUGUCACCACCACCACCAACACCACUGCCCACGCAGCCCUCAACGCCAACGCCGCAGCUACCGCAUUGGCGGACCUUAUGGCACACACCCAGCUAGAUAACCACUCAGCACCCCCUGAUGUGACGGGGCUGUCGGAGCGCUCCUCACUUCAUGCUGAGCGACCCCAGGUAGCCUCAGUGCGAGGCGUUUCCCGUGGCCACAACCACCACACCAGCGUCAUGGAGACUGCAGAUGGCUGUGAGGGGAGAGGUGAUGGAUCCCUCAAUUUAAUGGAUGGUGUUCCAGUCAACAGCCGCGUCUCCUCCAAAAUCCAGCAGCUGCUCAACACUCUCAAGAGACCCAAGCGACCGCCGUUGCGAGAAUUCUUCGUCGACGACUUUGAGGAGCUUUUGGGAGUCCAGCAUCCAGAUCCCAACCAGCCAAAGCCAGAAGGCCAGCAAAUGAGUGCCCUAGAAGGAGAGCCUCUCGGGGUGGUAAACAAGUGGCCCCCCUCCUUACCAGCAGCCUUACAACGGUGGGGCACCACUCAGCCCAAGAGCCCAUGUCUGACAGGACUGGACAAUUCUGGAAAGCCUGUCUACACACUCACCUACGGUAAACUAUGGACACGCAGUCAGAAACUGGCCUACACUCUCCUGAACAAGCUGAGCACCAGGAAUGAGCCUUUGCUCAUGCCUGGAGACAGAGUUGCACUUGUUUUCCCCAACAAUGACCCGGUGAUGUUCAUGGUGGCGUUCUACGGCUGUCUCCUGGCAGAGCUGGUACCUGUGCCUAUUGAAGUGCCACUGACACGAAAGGAUGCAGGAAGUCAACAGAUUGGCUUUCUGUUGGGCAGCUGUGGUGUCACGUUGGCGCUGACCACUGACGCUUGUCAGAAAGGCUUGCCUAAAGCACAAACAGGGGAGGUAGCAACUUUCAAAGGCUGGCCACGGUUGCUGUGGUUUGUGACAGAUGGAAAACAUGUCGUGAAGCCUCCAAAAGACUGGUAUCCUCCAAUACGGGAAGCCAGUAAUGACAUUGCCUACAUAGAGUAUAAAACCAGCAAGGAAGGAAGCACCAUGGGGAUCACAGUGUCUCAUUCAGCCAUGCUGGAUCACUGUCAUGCUCUCACACAGGCCUGUGGCUACACUGAAGCUGAGACCAUAACCAACGUCUUGGACUUCAAGAGAGAAGCAGGUUUAUGGCAUGGUGUUCUCACUAGCGUUAUGAAUCGGAUGCACGUGAUCAGCAUUCCUUACUCCCUGAUGAAAGUCAACCCCCUGUCUUGGAUACAGAAGGUUCACACAUACAAAGCGCGGGUUGCUGUGGUGAAGUCGAGGGACAUGCAUUGGUCCCUGCUGGCCCAGAGAGACCAGAGAGACAUCAGCCUGAGCUCCCUGCGCAUGCUCAUCGUAGCCGACGGAGCAAACCCAUGGUCAAUAUCCUCCUGCGACGCCUUCCUCAACGUGUUUCAGGCACGUGGGCUGCGACCUGAGGUGAUCUGCCCAUGUGCCAGCUCCUCAGAAGCCAUGACUGUCGCCAUCCGCAGGCCUCCAGAAAUGGGAGUUCCUCCUCCUGGGAAGGCGGUGCUCUCUAUGGGAGGGCUGAGCCACAGUGUGAUACGUGUGGACACGGAGGAGAAACUCUCUGUCCUGACAGUGCAGGAUGUGGGACAAGUCAUGCCUGGAGCUUUGGUGUGUGUGGUGCGGGUGGAGGGGACUCCUUAUAUCUGUCAGACAGACGAGGUUGGAGAGAUCUGUGUGAGUUCAGGUAGCACAGGCGUAGCUUACUACGGCCUCCCGGGUAUGACCAAGAAUGUCUUUGAGACUAUCCCAGUAUUAUCCUCUGGACUUCCUAUCAGUGACAGACCGUUUACAAGGACUUCACUGCUUGGCUUUGUAGGACCGGACAGCCUUGUGUUUGUUGUGGGGAAGAUGGACGGGCUGAUGGUGGUCAGUGGGCGGAGGCACAAUGCUGAUGACGUGGUUGCCACGGCACUGGCAGUGGAGCCAAUGAAGUUUGUGUACAGGGGGAGGAUAGCUGUGUUUUCUGUGUCUGUGCUGCAUGACGAGAGGAUCGUUGUUGUGGCCGAGCAGAGACCGGACGCCUCAGAGGAGGACAGCUUCCAGUGGAUGAGCCGCGUCCUUCAGGCUAUAGACAGCAUCCACCAGGUGGGAGUGUACUGCCUGGCUCUGGUGCCUGCCAACACGCUUCCGAAGGCUCCCCUGGGUGGCAUCCAUAUAUCUGAGACCAAACAGCGCUUCUUGGAGGGAGCCUUGCACCCCUGCAAUGUCCUCAUGUGCCCUCACACCUGUGUCACCAACCUGCCCAAGCCAAGACAGAAACAGCCAGAGGUCAGUCCUGCUUCUAUGAUAGUGGGAAACCUGGUGGCAGGGAAGAGGAUAGCACAGGCCUGUGGGAGAGAUGUGGCACAGCUGGAGGACAAUGAACAGUUCCUGUAUAUACAAGAUGUGCUGCAAUGGAGAGCUCAGGCCACUCCAGAUCAUCCUCUGUUCCUUGUUCUCAAUGCUAAGGGCACGGUGGCGAGCACUGCAUCCUGCCUGCAGCUGCACAAGCGUGCGGAACGAGUGGCUGCAGCACUGAUGGGACGCCUCAACACUGGAGACCAUGUAGCACUUGUCUACCCACCAGGAAUUGACCUGAUUGCAACCUUCUAUGGCUGCCUGUAUGCUGGAUGCGUGCCUGUCACUGUAAGACCUCCACACCCCCAGAAUCUGGCAACCACCCUGCCCACUGUCAAGAUGAUCGUAGAGGUCAGUAAGUCGGUGUGUAUCCUGACCACUCAAGCAAUAAUGAAGCUGCUUAAGUCCAAAGAGGCAGCUGCUGCUGUGGAUAUCAAGAGCUGGCCCAUGGUGCUGGACACAGAUGAUCUACCUAGGAAGAAAAGCCCCCAGAUGUACAAGCCCCCGACCCCAGAGAUGUUAGCUUACCUGGACUUCAGUGUGUCCACAACAGGCAUCUUAGCAGGGGUCAAAAUGUCUCACGCUGCCACCAGUGCCUUGUGUCGCUCCAUCAAACUGCAGUGUGAGCUGUACCCAUCCAGGCAGAUCGCAAUCUGUCUGGACCCUUACUGCGGCCUGGGCUUCGCUCUCUGGUGCCUGUGCAGUGUGUACUCGGGCCACCAGUCGAUCCUGGUUCCCCCUCUGGAGCUGGAGAGCAAUGCAUCUCUGUGGCUCGGGGCAGUCAGUCAGUACAAAGUGCGAGUCACCUUCUGCUCAUAUUCGGUCAUGGAGAUGUGCACCAAGGGCCUGGGCUCACAGACCGAAGCACUGCGGUUGCGAAAUGUGAACCUGUCCUGCGUGCGUACGUGCAUGGUGGUAGCCGAGGAGAGGCCCCGCAUUGCACUCACUCAGUCUUUCUCAAAGAUCUUCAAGGACUUGGGGCUUUCACCACGCGCCGUCAGCACCACCUUCGGCUGCAGGGUGAAUGUGGCAAUAUGUUUGCAGCCCAACAGGUUAGGGAAACUGGCUGAGCAGGGCACAGCUGGACCGGACCCCACCACUGUUUAUGUGGACAUGAGAGCUCUACGACAUGACAGGGUUCGUCUGGUAGAGAGAGGGUCGCCACACAGCUUGCCUCUGAUGGAGUCUGGGAAGAUCCUUCCGGGAGUGAAGGUGAUCAUUGCAAACACAGAAACUAAAGGACCCUUGGGAGACUCACAUCUGGGAGAGAUCUGGGUGAGCAGUCCUCACAAUGCCACAGGCUACUACACAGUUUAUGGUGAGGAGGCGCUGCAUGCAGACCACUUCAACACCAAGCUCAGCUUCGGUGACACCCAGAGUGUCUGGGCGAGGACAGGGUACCUGGGCUUCCUGCGGCGCACUGAACUGACUGAUGCAAGUGGAGAGCGCCAUGAUGCCCUCUAUGUGGUGGGCUCUCUCGAUGAGACUCUGGAGCUGAGGGGGAUGAGGUAUCAUCCUAUUGACAUCGAAACCUCUGUGAUCCGUUCACACAAGAGCAUAGCUGAAUGUGCGGUGUUCACUUGGACAAACCUCCUUGUGGUGGUCGUGGAACUGGAGGGAUCAGAGCAGGAGGCCCUGGACCUGGUUGCCCUAGUGACCAACGUUGUGCUGGAGGAGCACUACCUCAUCGUAGGUGUAGUGGUGGUGGUGGACCCCGGCGUCAUCCCCAUCAACUCCCGAGGGGAGAAGCAACGUAUGCACCUCAGAGAUGGAUUCCUGGCCGACCAGCUGGACCCCAUAUAUGUGGCUUACAACAUGUGAGGGUCCCGCUGCAGGAGUCUUUUUUUCCCCCCCUACAUGUGGCUUAUCGCGCAACCAAGAGGCAGCAAGACGGAGGCUUGUAGUCGCAAGCAUGGCAUUAGUGAAAGAAAGAAAUGCUGCCCUCUUAUAUCUUGAAAGAUGCAAAACUUCACCACAGAAUGGAGAGAAAUACCAAGAGAUCAACAAAACCUCAUGUCAGAUUCUGCCAGUGAUUUGUCGACUCUACAAAAAAAACGUUUAAAGGGCGUUUUGGCUCUUUUGAGUUCUGUAUGUAUGACAGAGCCUCAUAGCAGUACAGCAGGAGGUUAAGUUUUAAUACUACACUGUGCCAUUAACAGACUUUACUUUGUCAGAAUCCAGCAUAUUGUUUGAGUUUUCCAUACACAUGUGCCAUAGAACUGGACUGAUGCCAGUACACUAAACCUGGUUCAAACAUGCUCUACCUUGUUUCAUGUUCACAGAGCCUCCUGUGCCAUUAGUGGAACACUUUUUACAGAAUCUCUUCCGCGUACAAUUCCAUCACAACUGUGGCAUCUUCUCUACAGAUUAAAGCUGCCUCCUAUAGUAACCCUGAUUUUUAAUGUUCAGGCAGUUCAGAUCAUGUCACGACAUUAACAAUGAAGCACACAGCAGGGCUGAUGGAGGAGGGGCAGUUAGGGUUAUCUGUUUCUCAUUUUUCAGCUGUAGUGCUUUAGUUUGUAGUGUCAGUAACGAGGAUGCAAAGAAAAUAAUGUGGUUUGACUUAAAUUUGUUUCUUUUCUAAAUGUGUAGGUUAGUUUUUGUUUUACCUGAACGAAAUGCAAUAUGUGUGACGUGAAAGAUGUUGCUAGGAGCGACAGUAAGUGCCGAUCAUUCAAAGUCAUGACGUGGGGAGUUGCUUACUAUAAGCAACGAACCAAAUUCUAUGAAUUAAGCCUUAAGUGUUUUUUCAGAUACCUGUUCCUAUCUCUGCGCCUGUGUUACUUAAUUUUGUGAAGUUUUAUCAGCUGUUGGAUAGGGCAGGAAUAUGCAGAGUGAGGCAAUUGGUGGUGAAUCCUGCUCUUAUUGCACCCAAAGUCUUGAUUGAAGAUGAAUAUACUUGAUCCUAACAUCCAGCCAUUACAAACACACACUUAUUUUUUAUUUAUGUCUGUCCCUUGUUCAUUAGUGUUCCAUAGCAAAAGACUUGAAGAACUUGUAGCUGGUAUGAUCUAAACGCAGAACAUCAUCUUCAUUUUGAGUGCCAUGAGGUUGAAUGAGAGCUGAAAAUUGUUUAGCUGCAUGUGUUGUAUAAGGCAAGAUUGUAAUAUGCUCAUAACACUUUAACCUUCCCCUUUAUCUCAUUGACUUUGUAAAAGAUUCACUUCACUGUGAGUUGCUUCUUUUUGUAUGUGCACACCCCUUCAGAAACAGGUUGCGGCCUGCUGUAAGUAUGUACAGGUUUUUGUGUAAAUUAUUAACAGAUGGAGGAGUUUUAAGGAUUGCAAAGACUGAAUCUGGUAUAUAUCUGAACGUCUCCCUCACAAGCAAGAAAUGAUUUGAAUUCUACUCGUGUGAACAUUGGGAAGAGACGUGGAAAGUCUUGUAAACAUUUUUAUAGAAAGUACGACGGGAACUGACCACAUGCAGAGAUGAGACGAAGCACACUCCAAACACAAGGAGAGUUUGGCUCUGGAGAAGGUAGAGAUGUCCCAUCCUCCAGAGCAAACUUUUAUGUUAACACACAGAAAGAUACAUUUGUCUGAUAUACGGUUAGUUGUCAUUAUUUUCAUAACAUGAUUUCUUAAUGAAUAAAAAAGUGCUUUUAACUUGA
Labrus bergylta (ballan wrasse) is the source of this 7032-nucleotide messenger RNA. RefSeq names its product disco-interacting protein 2 homolog A (gene dip2a). Gene Ontology annotation, cellular component: cell surface. Lineage: Eukaryota; Metazoa; Chordata; Actinopteri; Labriformes; Labridae. The record is from RefSeq and is a predicted model, not a curated record.